CCCACCUGUCCUCCCAGCCUCCAAUCAGCUGACAGAUACGUCACGGCUCCGGCACUCAGGCUGACGUCACCCUGUAUACAGUACAACCAAGAUGGCUGACAACAUCCCGUUGCACCCGGUCUGGAAUAAUACGAACAAAAAUGCACGUUACAACGCGGGGAGACACCACAGAUAUCAAGUAGAAGAUGAGUCAUCUCAUUUGGAUGAGAUGCCCCUGAUGAUGUCGGAAGAAGGUUUUGAAAAUGACGAGAGCGACUAUCACACCUUACCGAGGGCCAGAGUUACCCAGAAGAAACAAGGACUUGGGUGGUUUGUGCUGGGUGGAUGGAAGUUGCUCUGUACCAGUUGCUGUGACUGGCUUGUAAACACUUGUCGGAGGAAGAAAGAGCUCAAAGCACGAACGGUCUGGCUGGGUUGCCCUGAGAAAUGCGAAGAGAAAUAUCCAAGGAAUGCAAUUAAGAAUCAGAAGUACAAUAUCUUUACAUUUGUUCCUGGGGUUUUGUACCAGCAGUUUAAGCUUUUCUUGAAUCUUUAUUUUCUGGUGGUUUCCUGUUCACAGUUUGUGCCAGCACUGAAAAUAGGUUAUCUUUACACGUACUGGGCACCUUUGGGCUUCGUUGUGGCAGUCACAAUGGUGCGAGAGGCAGUGGAUGAGUACAGACGAUAUCAGCGAGACAAGGAAAUGAAUUCACAAAUGUACAGCAAGCUCACAGUCCGAGGCAAAGUGCAGGUGAAGAGCUCUGACAUACAAGUGGGAGACCUCAUUAUUGUUGAAAAGAACCAAAGGAUUCCUGCUGACAUGAUUUUCCUUAGAACCUCAGAGAAAAACGGGUCCUGUUUUAUUCGUACGGAUCAACUAGAUGGUGAAACUGACUGGAAGUUGAAGAUUGCUGUUGUUUGCACGCAGAGAUUGCCAGCUUUAGGGGACCUUUUCUCAAUCAAUUCUUAUGUAUAUGCUCAGAAGCCACAACUGGAUAUCCACAGUUUCGAAGGCAACUUUACACGGGAAGAUAGUGACCCUCCUAUUCAUGAAAGUCUCAGCAUCGAGAAUACACUAUGGGCCAGUACCAUUGUGGCAUCAGGGACUGUAAUUGGAGUGGUCAUUUACACUGGAAAAGAGACAAGGAGUGUCCUUAAUACAUCAAACCCAAAGAAUAAGAUGGGGUUAUUGGAUUUGGAGCUGAACAGCUUGACAAAAGCCCUGUUUGCAGCAAUGGUGGUUCUCUCAGUGGUGAUGGUGGCUCUGCAGGGAUUCGUAGGGCCUUGGUUUCGCAACCUGUUCCGGUUUGUCCUGCUGUUUUCUUACGUCAUUCCUAUCAGUUUACGUGUAAACCUGGACAUGGGGAAAGCAGUUUACGGAUGGAUGAUCAUGAAAGAUGAAAACAUUCCUGGCACUGUGGUACGAACCAGCACCAUUCCAGAAGAGCUGGGACGAUUGGUUUAUUUACUAACUGAUAAAACAGGCACUCUAACACAAAAUGAGAUGGUAUUCAAGCGCCUCCACCUGGGCACAGUGUCCUAUGGGACAGACACAAUGGAUGAAAUCCAGAGCCAUAUCAUACAAUCAUAUGCACAGGGGACCAGCCAGUCUAAUGGAAGCAGUAACACUUCCACACCAUCCCGCAAAUCCCAACCAGCGGCACCAAAAGUUCGUAAGAGCGUGAGCAGCCGCAUUCACGAAGCUGUGAAAGCCAUCGCUCUGUGUCAUAAUGUAACUCCGGUGUAUGAAUCUCGUGCUGGGGUCAAUGGAGAGACCGAGUAUGCUGAAGCAGACCAGGAUUUCAGUGACGAGAACCGGACCUAUCAAGCCUCCAGCCCAGAUGAGGUGGCUCUGGUGCAGUGGACAGAGAGUGUCGGCUUGACACUGGUUAACAGGGACCUGACCUCAAUGCAGCUGAAGACCCCUGGUGGCCAGAUCUUCACAUUUUACAUCCUGCAGAUUUUCCCAUUUACAUCAGAGAGCAAAAGAAUGGGGAUCAUUGUUAGAGAAGAGUCUACUGGUGACAUUACAUUUUACAUGAAAGGAGCUGAUGUUGCAAUGUCUAGUACUGUACAGUACAAUGAUUGGCUAGAGGAGGAGUGUGGCAACAUGGCAAGAGAAGGACUACGCACUCUAGUGGUAGCAAAGAAAUCAUUGUCAGAAGAUCAGUACCAGGAUUUUGAGAGCCGUUAUAGCCAAGCCAAGUUAAGCAUACAUGACCGUGCUCUGAAAGUAGCUGCUGUGGUUGAGAGUUUAGAGCGUGAGAUGGAACUUCUCUGCCUCACAGGAGUCGAGGACCAGCUGCAGGCUGACGUGAGGCCUACCCUUGAGCUACUGAGAAAUGCAGGAAUAAAGAUAUGGAUGUUAACAGGGGAUAAACUAGAAACUGCUACCUGUAUUGCAAAAAGCUCACACUUGGUGUCCAGGAGUCAGGAUAUUCAUAUCUUCAAACCGGUGUUAAACCGAGGAGAAGCUCAUUUGGAGUUGAAUGCUUUCAGAAGAAAACAUGACUGCGCUUUUGUUAUUUCAGGGGACUCGCUAGAGGUCUGCCUGAAGUACUACGAGCAUGAGUUUGUGGAGCUGGCAUGCCAGUGCCCAGCAGUGGUCUGCUGUCGAUGCUCUCCCACACAGAAAGCCCAGAUAGUGAAGCUGCUGCAGCAGCACACUGGCAAGCGUACCUGUGCAAUAGGUGAUGGAGGAAAUGACGUUAGUAUGAUCCAGGCAGCUGACUGUGGAAUUGGAAUAGAAGGAAAGGAGGGGAAACAAGCAUCUCUGGCUGCAGAUUUCUCCAUCAAGCAGUUUAAGCACAUUGGCAGGUUACUGAUGGUCCACGGCCGCAACAGCUACAAGCGUUCAGCUGCCCUGGGUCAGUUUGUCAUGCACAGAGGCCUUAUCAUCUCCACAAUGCAGGCUGUAUUUUCUUCAGUAUUCUAUUUUGCAUCUGUUCCCUUGUACCAGGGAUUUCUCAUGGUGGGGUAUGCAACAAUCUACACAAUGUUUCCAGUUUUCUCAUUAGUUUUAGAUCAGGAUGUAAAGCCAGAGACUGCUCUCUUAUAUCCUGAACUUUACAAGGACCUCACAAAGGGUCGAUCGUUAUCGUUCAAGACUUUUCUCAUUUGGUUUUUAAUUAGUGUGUACCAAGGUGGUAUUUUAAUGUAUGGUGCGCUGCUGCUGUUUGAGUCAGAGUUUGUGCAUGUCGUGUCCAUUUCCUUCACUGCCCUGAUAUUGACAGAGUUGCUGAUGGUUGCACUGACCAUCAGGACGUGGCACUGGUUAAUGGUUUUCGGAGAGUUCCUCAGUCUUGGCUGCUAUGUGGCCUCCCUUGCCUUUCUCAAUGAAUAUUUUGGUAUAGGCAGAGUGUCAUUCGGAGCUUUCUUAGAUGUCGCCUUUAUCGCAACCCCGACCUUCCUGUGGAAAGUGUCAGUGAUAACUGUUGUGAGCUGUCUUCCACUUUACAUUCUCAAGUACUUGAGGCGCAAGUUCUCCCCUCCAAAUUACUCCAAGCUUACCUCAUGAACGUGACAAGUUUCCCUCUUCAUGCCCCUUCAGUUGAAUUAAGACUCGGCACUUUGAGAAGGCACCGUAAUGCAGGGACUGCUGUUUGUUGUCAAUGGUCCAUGGACCAGGACUAUAGAAACCAAUGAAAACAUGUAAACAGAGCACAAAGAGAGAAAAGUAAAAAAAAAUUACAUGCAAGGCACUUCGAAUGGACAGGAACUGCCGACAUUUUUUAUUGCCUUCCGAAUUUCUGAUUUAUCACCAUUGAUAUAGUUUCUACACAACUCUGUCAGUUCAUCACAUUAUUUUUUGUACUUAAUUCUUCCAUUAAACAAAUCUUAUUUCCAAACCUUUUUAUUGCUAAAACAUUGAUCUCAGUAGAUUUAAGUUGAUUUCAGAUUAUUUCCAUUGUUUUUUGUCAGUGAACUCAUUCCACGAUUCCAUUGUAAAUAAUGAUUCAUAACCGCAGCUUAUAAAUGUCUCCAGACUAUACUUUGUACAGUAAUUAUUUGCUGUGAACAUUAUCUGUACUAUAGCAAAUAUUAACAAUAACGCACUACUAGAAUUAAGUGCAUACGCUAUUGCAGCAUUACAAUAUUAUUUGUUCUGGGAACAAUUGUUUAGAUUGCUUUUCCCAACACUGUCCUUCACAUUCUGAUUUAAAAGUAGGAGAACGUCAAAAAAUCCUAAAUGUACAUGAAAGCCAAGUUGCACAAACUUGAGUAAUCUGUACUUCAUUUCUUUGUAACAAUGACAAACUGAACUCAUUUUAAAAAGCCUUUGCCUGUAAUAUACUGUAGUUGUGUUGGGAAAUACAGUUUAUGUGUACAGCAGUUCUAAACUUGAUAAAUACUUCCAGGCUAAGUAAGAGCACCACAUGUACCUGUAUAUGUCCCAUAAUCGCAUAAUUGAAUGCUUGCUUUGUAAUUUAAAAGCCUUGAAAUCCCUGUUUACUUCUGUUACUCAGGUAAAUUACUUAUCAAACCGUAGGUUUCUUAGAAAAAGGAAAACAAAUCCCUUUACCAAAUCAAUGGCUUCUGGACACAAAACAUGCCUACAUACAUAUAUACUGUAUGUGUAAAAACAGCCUAAAACUACAGUAUUUCAUUCAGGGUAUCAACGUCCAAUACACCACAAUCCAGCGCAAUGUAUUACAGAUGUCUAUAACAUGUAUUCUGCUUUUAAAUGUGCUCAGUAAUUUGUUAAGACAACUGAAAGCUCUCAGCACUUUUUUCCCAUUGUACAAUAUUAAAAGUAACAAUCAACUUUGAUGGUUUAGUUGGGUAUAGUCUACCUUUCUAUAGUGUGUACCUUAUUAGUGUAUUUUAGACAAUGUUAGUGUAUACAAUCUUCCACAGUGUCUUUUUUUGCCAGCCAUUCCUAUGGAGCAUCA
Acipenser ruthenus (sterlet) is the source of this 4871-nucleotide messenger RNA. RefSeq names its product ATPase phospholipid transporting 9B (gene atp9b). NCBI's taxonomy places the organism in Eukaryota, Metazoa, Chordata, Actinopteri, Acipenseriformes, Acipenseridae. Gene Ontology annotation, cellular component: endosome; plasma membrane; trans-Golgi network. Gene Ontology annotation, molecular function: ATP hydrolysis activity; magnesium ion binding; ATP binding. The coding region runs from base 92 to 3496 and encodes 1134 amino acids. The record is from RefSeq and is a predicted model, not a curated record. The transcript has 30 exons. Gene Ontology annotation, biological process: phospholipid translocation; endocytosis; retrograde vesicle-mediated transport, Golgi to endoplasmic reticulum.